Molecule: messenger RNA, 2511 nt
Organism: Bombyx mori (domestic silkworm)
Lineage: Eukaryota; Metazoa; Arthropoda; Insecta; Lepidoptera; Bombycidae
Product: LINE-1 reverse transcriptase homolog
Exons: 1
Coding region: 1-2511 (836 amino acids)
Molecular function (GO): catalytic activity
Source: RefSeq, a predicted model, not a curated record
AUGAGGUUACGAAAUGGAAAACAACGGUGGCCAUGCGAUCCGCUUAGCAACCGGCGCCGCUCUGCGUCCGGGGCAGUCGGUGUUAAAUUGGAUACCGGCCAUGUACGUGUAGGAGACCAGGCACUGCAUGGAAACUGGACAACUGGAACUUUAAAGAUACGUCACAUUCAGAAGAUAGGAACUUGGAAUGUGCGUGGCUUGAUGCAACCUGGAAAACUUCAUAUAUUAGAGAAAGAAAUAACCCGGUGCGAACUUAACGUCUGUGGCCUUUCUGAAACACAUUGGAAAAGUAAUGGCCACUUUCUUACUGAUGCACACGCUAUUUAUUUUUCUGGAAAUAAUACAAAGAGCAGUAAUGGGGUCGCGAUUGUCAUACCAAAGGGCAUCAACGAUUGUGUGAUGGGCUAUGAGUCCGUGAGUGAUAGAGUACUCAGUAUAAGAAUUAAGGCAGCACCGAUAAACUUGGACAUCAUACAGGUCUACGCACCAACAAGCUCAUCGAGUGAUAAGGAUUUGGAAGAUUUUUACUGCGAUUUGGAAAACACCAUGUCUAAGAUACCCAAUCGAGAGCUACUUAUAGUUAUGGGUGAUCUUAACUCAAAAAUUGGAGCAAAUGCAAAUCAGCUUAGUCAGACGGCCGGCAAAUUCGGGUUGGGCCAGCGUAACGAAAGGGGUGAGCGUCUGUUAGAGUUUGCUGCCGAUCACAACUUAGUGAUAUGUAACAGCUUUUUCCAAAAUCAUCCACGUAGGCUGUAUACAUGGAUAUCUUCAACUGGUCAUAGAAAUCAGAUUGAUUAUAUCAUGAUUAGUUCACGGUGGAAAACUUCUGUGAGGAACACUCACACCCUGCCCUCAGCCGACUGUAGCUCAGACCAUGAACUUCUGGUAGCAACAAUACAACUUAAACUUAAGGCUGCUAGGAAGGUUGACAAGCAGCGAAGAAUCCAGCCUACAGACUUACCCAAGUUUGUGAAUACACUAGAGCAAAAUUGGAGUCGCUGGACUGACAUAAAUCCAGAAUCUGCCACUCCAAAUCAGUUGUGGAGCCGAGCAAGAGAACUCUUCCAGACUGCAGUCUCUGCAUCAAAGAUGCCGAAUGAGACUCAUAAGCGUCAACACUGGAUGAGUGUCGAUACCUUUGCUCUUGUAGAGGAACGACGACGAUUGAAGACAUCGGGAGCUGAUCUGAAGACCUUAAAUGCUAAAUCAGCUAGGAUACAAGAAGCAUGCAGACGGGACCGAAAUCAGUAUCUCCAAAACCUCUGUAUUGAACUAGAAAUACACGCUAAUAAGCAUGAAACACGAGAUCUUCAUCAGAAAAUUAAAUCCUUAACUAAAACUCUAUCUUCAAAAACAUGGGCUAUUGAGAAUUCGCAAGGUGAAACAGUAACAGACCUUGAGGAUAUUUCCGAAACGUGGAAACAGUACUGCCAAUCUCUGUUUCAAGAUCCUAACUCGCACUGUUUCGAUCCAACAGCACCUCAAGAUGAAGAGAUAGAGCCGAGCAUUCUUAAGGAUGAGGUUAGGGCUGCAAUAAAACAUCUUAAGAAAGGGAAAGCCACAGGGAAAGACGCCAUUCCAAUUGAAACGAUUGAGGCAUCUGGGGAGUAUGGCGUUGAAAUUUUCCAUACCCUGUGUAAUAAAAUAUGGCAGUCUGGAACUUGGCCCCAAGACUGGGUUCAUACUGUUUUCGUGCCACUGCAUAAAAAAGGUUCGACAAAAAGCUGCAGUAAUUACCGUCUCAUAGCGUUGAUUCCACACGCAUGCAAGAUAUUGCUGCGUAUCGUUAACGAGCGCCUUAAAUCGUACCUCUCUAAAGAAAUUGCUCCUGAACAGGCCGGCUUUGUGAAGGGUAAAGGUACACGAGAACAAAUAUUAACCGUUCGACAGAUCAUCGAAAAAUCCCGGGAAUUCAACAAGCCUACGUACUUAUGCUUUGUGGAUUUCUCUAAGGCGUUUGAUUCUGUCAAAUGGCCAAAACUUUGGGAAACUGUUUUGGCCAUGGGUACCCCCAAACACUUGGUCCAUCUGCUGAGGCGACUCUAUGAGGAAGGAACAGCUUCAGUUAGAAUAGAUGACAUUCUAUCGCGUCACUUCCACCCUAACGCAGGAGUUCGCCAAGGGUGUAUUAUAUCACCGCUCCUGUUCAAUAUAUAUACGGAGCUUAUAAUGAGAAUCGCCCUCGAAAACUGGUCGGAUGGAAUGACUAUCGGAGGUCGGAAGAUUUCAAAUCUUCGUUAUGCAGACGACAUCACUUUAGUCGCGUCAGGUGUUAGCCAGAUGGAAGAGCUACUCGGUAGAGUGGAACGCGUCAGUCUUGAUUUCGGACUUAAAAUUAACCGCAAUAAAACAAGUGUCAUGAUUGUCGACCGUGCUAAUAAUAACUCGCCAGAGGUCACAAAAAUUGCGAACUGCGAUGUCGUACAGUCAUACAUUUACUUAGGUGCACUGAUAUCGAACACUGGCGGGUGCGUUGAUGAAAUCAAGCGGCGUAUGGCUGUUUCGAGGUAA